GAGAAGAAGAGGAGUGAGGGACAGAGGGGAUAGUUUUCCACCAGCCCGGAGCUUAGCGCAGGGACACCUCCAUCCAGAGUGAACCACGCCCCGGAGAAAGGAGAGACUGUGGCUCCUCAAAGUCCCCAAAACUCCUGAUAUGGAAGGGGCACCGGACGGAGAAGAGGGCUAUUAAGUUUGGUUACAGGUUGAAAAGAUGAAGUUCGGGAAGAGCAUCUGCGUGCUCAACGUGGGGGGGACCCGGUACGCCUUCACCCGUGAGGUGAUCAAGGAUUUCCCUCUCCGGCGCGUCAGCCGCCUUCAUGCAUGCGCAACCGAGAAAGAGGUUCUUGAACUGUGCGACGACUACGACCGGGACCGCAAUGAGUUCUUUUUCGACCGUCACGCGCAGGCUUUCGUGUUCAUCAUGCUGUACGUGCGCUCCGGUAAACUCCGCUUUGUUCCCGGAGUGUGUGAGCUGUCCUUCUACACGGAGAUGCUCUACUGGGGGCUGGAGAGCGCGCACUUGGACUCCUGCUGUCAAAAACGGCUGGACGACCGGAUGUCCGAGAUUGGCAUGGACUCUGUAUCUGAGGAGGGCAUCGAAGUGUCAGGGGAUGAGCCGCAGAGCCCGGUGGAGCCGGUGCAACUAACUGCGCUCACAGGGCGCGCAAGAUGGCUAGAGAUGAUGCGCAAAGCCUUCGAGGAACCAAACUCUUCGAUUGUGGCGCAGCUUUUGGCCUCAGUAUCCGUCAUCUUUGUGAUCGUUUCUAUGUUCAUGCUGUGUGCAAGCACCCUGCCGGACUGGGACACAGCCAAGAAAACCACAGUGGAGGAGCACAGGAUAGUGGAGACCGUGUGCAUCGGCUGGUUCACAGCAGAGUGCAUUGUGCGCUUCCUGGUGGCUAGAAACAAGUGGGACUUCCUACGCCGGCCCCUGAACAUCAUUGACAUCAUUGCAAUAACCCCGUAUUAUGUCACCAUGGCACUGGCCCGGGCGGGGAUGCCCAGCGCAGGCCUCGGGGUUGCAGGGGUGUUCCUGCGGGUGCUGAGGAUGAUGCGUGUGUUCUGGCUCAUGAAGCUGGCCAGGCACUUCAUGGGCCUGCAGACUCUGGGGCUGACGCUCACGCGCUGUUAUCGGGAGAUGGUGAUGCUGAUGGUGUUUGUGUGCGUUGCCAUGGCGAUAUACAGCGCCCUGGCUCAGCUGCUCGAGCACGGCUUGGACUUGGAAACACAGAACCACGAUUUCGCGAGCAUCCCGGCCGCCGCCUGGUGGGUCAUUAUCUCCAUGACUACAGUGGGGUACGGGGAUGUGUACCCAGUGACGAUGGGGGGGCGGGUGCUCGGGGGGAUGUGUGUGGUGAGUGGGAUUGUUCUCCUGGCACUGCCCAUUACAUUCAUCUACCACAGUUUUGUACAGUGUUACCAUGAACUUAAACUUCGCUCUGCCAGAUACGAGCGCAGCCUUUCCAUAGAGGUUCUGCAGUGAGAACACGUUUUUGUCCCCCAGAACAUUGAUUGCCAGACGUCGACCAGGAAGAAGCUCAUCAAACCACCUGCUGAUCCUAUGUGAAAUAAUUAUAAACAGCCCUGUUUCCUGCCUGAGCUGCAACUGAUUUUGUUUGGCCUGUCUACCUCCUGCCUAUUGUGCUGAUGAUCUUCAAUCAUCAUCUGCAGCCAGUUCGCUCUGCGCCUGCCUCCUUCUGCACUUGUGCAAAAAAAAAAAAAAAAGGAUAGAAAUACAGCCAUUAUAAUUUAUUAAACACACACACAGGCACAGUAAAUCCAGUUUUGACAGUGGCCGCUGUUUACACUGUAUUCCCAUGGUUACAACAAUGCCUGCCUCUUUUUCUAUGCUGCAUCAAGUGUUCAUGUGUUUGAGUGUGUUUUUGUUUGUCUGACCACGAAUAAAGCUUUGCACCCAGAUGGUCCAAGUUA
Molecule: messenger RNA, 1917 nt
Organism: Labrus mixtus (cuckoo wrasse)
Lineage: Eukaryota; Metazoa; Chordata; Actinopteri; Labriformes; Labridae
Gene: kcng3
Product: potassium voltage-gated channel, subfamily G, member 3
Exons: 2
Coding region: 197-1468 (423 amino acids)
Biological process (GO): potassium ion transmembrane transport; protein homooligomerization
Cellular component (GO): voltage-gated potassium channel complex; membrane
Molecular function (GO): protein binding; delayed rectifier potassium channel activity
Source: RefSeq, a predicted model, not a curated record